Messenger RNA from Pollicipes pollicipes, 572 nucleotides. RefSeq names its product frequenin-1. The record is from RefSeq and is a predicted model, not a curated record. Gene Ontology annotation, molecular function: calcium sensitive guanylate cyclase activator activity; calcium ion binding. NCBI's taxonomy places the organism in Eukaryota, Metazoa, Arthropoda, Thecostraca, Pollicipedomorpha, Pollicipedidae.
UGCGGAUUCGCCGCCGUCUAGACCAGCGCAGUGAGUCGAGUCGGCGUCGAAGCUCUGCGCGGAUUCCCCGCCGUCUAAACCAGCGCAGUGAGUCGAGUCAGCGUCGAAGCUCUCUCCACCGGUGACAGGCAAACUUGCCGUCUAUAAACCAACCAGUCGGGUAGAAGCGAGACCCCCGUUGAGAAGCAGCGGACGGUAUCAAGGCACGAGAGAGCGGCGACCAGCGAGCUGAGGCACACCAGCCGGAAAACUCCACCCCGUCGACAUGGGGAAGAAGAACUCCAAGCUGAAGGGGGAGACGGUGGAGGCACUGAUGACUGUCACCUACUUUUCGGAGAAAGAGAUAAGACAAUGGCACAAGGGUUUCCUGAAGGACUGUCCGGAUGGUCUGCUCACUGAACAGGGCUUUAUCAACAUCUACAAGCAGUUUUUCCCGCAGGGCGAUCCGACACGGUUUGCCACCCUGGUGUUCCGGGUAUUUGACGAAAACAAGGACGGCAGCAUUACGUUCGAGGAGUUCAUCCGCGCGCUGUCCAUCACCUCCCGCGGCAGCCUGGACGAGAAGCUGCAGU